AGAUGCUCAUGUGGUAUAAAGACAUUUUUUCCUUGAAGUUUGUAUUCUUGCAAAACGUCCUGAUGAACACCACAAGAACUCCACGAUAGCAGACUCUGGAGGAAUUGUUCGGGAAGUUGAAAUUACUGCUGGGCAAUUUCCCCAUGCCUGGAGCUUUCUGUACAUCUUUAUUUAAAUCAGAGACUUUGGAGGAAGAAGUGGAAAAUAAAUGUUUGGGUUUAAAAUGAGAAAUUAUGGAAUAUUAUUGUCCAGGGAGUUUUGUAAUGAACUGCCAGCGGAAGUGGUGGAUGCAGGAAGAAAGGAGGAGGACAUGACCCCCAUCUACAUCAACGGAGCUGAGGUGGAGUGUGUCGAGAGCAUGAAGUUCCUAGGAGUGACAAUAAUCGACAACCUAUCCUGGUCUUCCCACGUAGUUGCGAUAGUCAAGAAGACACAACAAACCCUUUUCUUCCUCAGAGAAAUUACUGUGUGAUACAAAAGGCAAAUUGUGAUGAACACUCAAGACUUUGAUUCUGCAACUUGACAUUUGAAGUAAUAAUUAAACUCACUCUUCAGUUGACAGAAAAAGGGUGGAAUCCUUCUAUGCUUUGGAAAUUAUAAGCAUUUGUGUUCUGGACAUUUAAAACAAUGAACUUCUCAAACUGCACAAAUGAAUCAUGUCAAGGACAAUCCAAAACACUUACUGAAAGGACUGCCAUUGCUUUAAUUCUGUCUUUGAUUGCAAUUAUGACAACUUUGUUGAACUCUGCUGUAAUGGUUGCUAUUUGUAUUACAAAGAAAUUGCACCAACCUGCAAACUAUCUCAUAUGUUCCCUAGCUCUGACUGACCUCCUUGUUGCCAUUCUAGUAAUGCCUAUCAGUAUUACAUACAUUACCACCGAUGCCUGGGUUUUGGGUUACAUUGUUUGUGAGGCAUGGCUGAGUUUGGACAUGACAUUCUGUACAUGCUCAAUCCUUCAUCUGUGUGUGAUUGCCCUGGACAGAUACUGGGCAAUCACAGAUGCCGUGGAAUACACUCCAAAAAGGACUGCCAAGCGUGCAGGAGUCAUGAUACUGACUGUAUGGACCAUUUCUGUUUUCAUAUCCAUGCCACCCCUGUUUUGGCGGAGCCACAACGUUAACAGUACUGGGGAAAAGUGCAUUAUUCAGCAUGACCAUGUGAUCUAUACCAUUUACUCAACAUUUGGAGCUUUUUACGUUCCAUCGGCUUUAAUUCUCAUCCUUUACUACCGUAUCUACCAUGCAGCCAAGAACCUUUACCAGAAGCGUGGCUCCAGCCGCCACUUCACUGGUCGCAAGAGUGAAAGCCAAAUCUCCACCUGCAUGAACUACAAGCUGACACAAACCUUUUGCGUAUCUAAUCUACACAGCUGUGAACCUGUACUGAAAUUUCACAGUGAUCACCGGACGUGCAGGGUUCCAACACUCGAAAACAGGCAGGGGAGCACGGAAGAGCGCCAGCAGAACUCCAACUCAAGGGAGCGGAACGCAGCUCGCAUUCUGGGACUCAUUCUCGGGACUUUCGUUUUCUGCUGGCUGCCCUUUUUCAUUAAAGAGCUCUGUGUGGGACUGCACCUUUGGGUUGCUUCUCAAGUAGUUACUGAUUUUUUAGCGUGGUUGGGCUACAUCAAUUCUUUAAUUAACCCUCUCUUGUACACAAGUUUCAACGAAGAUUUCAAGUUAGCCUUCCGGAAGCUUAUAAGGAGAAAACCACCAUAAUGGGGCAGAAAGAACCAAGAUGGAUGUGGAGUGCCUGAUUGUCAGCUCUUCACUCUAUGAGAAGAAGGUUUAGACCCUGACCACCUAGUACAGCUGACUGACUGGGCCCAGUGCCCUGAACGGUUAUUGGAGGCUGUUUUGGAGUUACUAUGCUGGCACCUCCUUACUGAAGGACUUCUCCCUUGACUUGACUGACAACUGCUCCCCUUAGACUUUUGAAAAAUGUCCAUUUGAUUGCAAUAUGUUAGCUGUGUAAGCUUCUGACACAUGAUGGAGUAGCAAACAAUGAAGAGGAUCACCUUAGGUUACAGGAGGAUAUAAACAGGCUGGACUGAUGAGUUUGUUUCAAAUAGCAUUCAGUCCCAGAUAAAUGUGAUGUGAUGCAUCUGGGGAGGACAAACAAGGCAAGGGAAUGCAUGAUGAACAGUACGACCCUGAGAAGGUUAAAGGAUCAGAGGGACAUUGGUUUGCAUGUUCACUGGUCCCUUAAAGUAUCAGGACAGAUUGAUAAAAUGCUU
This is a messenger RNA of Rhincodon typus (whale shark), 2237 nucleotides long. Its product is annotated as 5-hydroxytryptamine receptor 1E. Gene Ontology annotation, cellular component: plasma membrane. Gene Ontology annotation, molecular function: G protein-coupled serotonin receptor activity. The coding region runs from base 628 to 1719 and encodes 363 amino acids. The transcript is spliced from 5 exons. Lineage: Eukaryota; Metazoa; Chordata; Chondrichthyes; Orectolobiformes; Rhincodontidae. Gene Ontology annotation, biological process: adenylate cyclase-activating adrenergic receptor signaling pathway. The record is from RefSeq and is a predicted model, not a curated record.